GUUUCUUUCUUUUUUUUGGAAACGAGUCAAAUGACCCAUUAGGUAUGUAAACUUCCUUUGAUUCUCCUUUUGAGAUUUCUUCAUUCGCAUAGACAUAGCUAUUGUAGCAUUAUAUAUUCUUAUUUUCCAGCUACUACUAUAGCAUAUAUAGUCUACCACUCGCUACGAAAUUUCUUUCAUUCGUCGUUUGUAGAACUUCUCUUGCUUCAUUUGUCAAGUCAUCCGCUAAUAUUCUUCCAUAUUCUAAUCUCCCUUCUCUAGUGUACUCUUUCUCUCAUGUCCGUCGGUGACCCGCUGCUAUCAGGGUUUCCAUCUUUUCCGGAUUGAUCGGAUUUAUCCCAGUUCCUAUAGUGGUCCGAGGUUCACCAUAUUCGGGUUGAUGUUUUUAUGUCUUCUUUUCUGAUUUGCUUAAUUUGCUUAUAUCAGUCCAUAAUUCUGAUAUCGAUGCUCGUAUACGUAAUUUGAUGAUAAUUUGAUGUUGCUACUCAAAAGGAAACAGUAAUUCGAUUUCUGGGUGGUGGGAGAUAUAUACUGGUUGCGUCAGGAUUCUUAAUCUUGAAAGGGUAACAUUUUGAUGACAAUUUACUGGUGAAGGGAAGAGUUUGAGGAUAUGACACAUCGUAGUUUGAUUUCUCUACCAACAUCAGCACUCAGUCCAGCUGUGCCUGUAACAAAAACUGAUAACUCUUUUUCAUGUUCCAAUGAUUCUGUUGUGGAAAUGCCCUCAAAUGACAGGACUCUCAGAGAAGAAUCAAGCACUGAAAAUCAUGAGCCAUGUAAUGAGAAUGGGUAUAUUGAUUCUAAGAUUUGGUUUCCUCCUGAACCAGAAGACCAAGAGGGUGAUAUUAAGGGUAAUGUUGCCAAUUAUGAUGAUGGCAUCAUGCUUGGAGACGAACGCAGUGGGAACUUGAAGGAAAAGAUACGGGAUAUGAUGGUGUUUAUGAAAUCGGGUGUUAAGAAACAUGUGGAGCAUCUUCUUAUAUCUAAGGGAAUUUCUUGUGCAGGAAAUGAUGGUGAUACAUGGGUAGAUACAAUUUGGGCUUUAUCAUUGGAAGCUGUCGUAUCUCUAAAGCUAGAUACUUUAUAUGGAAAGGCAGUGAAUCCCGAUAUAUAUGUGAAGGUUAUAUGUGUUGCAACGGGUUCUAGAAACCAAAGUAAAGUUUUCAAAGGCCUAGUCUUCAAAACGCAGGCAGCUGACAGUCACAUGCCAAUUACAAAACCCCAGUUGCUAUUGGUUUGGGAUGUUUCUUCAGAUGGAUUAUCAUCACUUGAGUCACAUGCGUCUCCUAGUGGUAAGGAGGAAGAUGUUAUGGAAAUGAUAGAGAAUUUCCAUCCAGACGUGGUCCUAGUUGAGAAAAUUCUUUCCCAGGAUAUUCAAAAAUCUAUCCAUGCAAAAGGGUUGCCACUAGUCAUGGAAAUGAAACGACACCACCUGGAGAAAGUUGCUAUUUGUACCAGCUCACCAAUGUCCUCUGAUCAACCGAAUGACCACAAGCUGAUGGAGUGUGAAACAUUUUAUUUAGAAAAGAUUGAAGAAGAACAUGCUGCUCUUUUUGAUAAUGGAAAAAGGCCUAUGAAGACUAUAAUGUUUCUCGGGGGGAAUCCUGCACGAAUGGGAUUGACAAUUUUGCUCAAGGGAUCUCACAGGGAUGAACUAAAAAAGAUUAAACGGGUUGUAAGGCAUGCGGUUAUCAUUGUAUACCAUGUGAUCCGUAAGGGUUUAUUCUUUCAAAGGGCAGCUGCGAUUGACCCAACAGAAAAGACAAUAUUAUCAAACUGCAAUGAAGACCUUAUGACACAUAAGGGUGACAUUACUGCAGUGUUAGGUUCACGACGGAUAUCAUUAUUCAUAUCUAGGCACAAUGCAACAAGUCGGACUGCAUGUCUACCGGACAUCAACUUCUACCAAAAUUUUGAUAUGCCCUUUGGAAAGUUUUUGGUGGAUGAUCUAUUCAAUCAGAAGCUUUUUUGUGGAACAUGUAAGGAACUGGCAGAAGCUCAUAUUUCCUACUAUGCUCAUCAAGACAGGAAGGUUACAGUUGAAGUCAAACGUCUUCCUUCCCAUAAGCACUUGCCUGGUGAAAAUGAAGGAAAGCUAUGGAUGUGGAAUUUUUGUGGACAAUGUAAACCCUCCGCUCGAAGCUUAAAUCCUACCAAAAGAGUAUUGUUCCCCAUUGAUGCUCGUGGCGUAUCCUUUGGGAGCAUCUUAGAACUUGCCUUCUUGAACCACCCUAAAUGGGAAAUACGAUUUAGCUGUGGACAUUACUUUUAUGGGGACUAUCUUCACUUCUACGGAUUAGGCUCGAUGGUUGUGAUGCUUACAUACUCAACUGUGCCUACUUUCUCUGUAUAUCUGCCGCCUAGGAAGGUCAAAUUUAGCGAUGUAAAUGGAGGCGAUUUUCUUAAAGAAGAGGUUGAGAAGGUGUUGCAACAAGGACGUUCAAUGUUUGUUGACAUUGAGAAGUCUCUGAAGGAGAUGGAAAACAAGUUUGUUGGGUCAACGUUGAACAUUGAAGGAUCAUGUAAACGAUUCUCUGACAUCAAAGAGACCUUGAAGCAAGAACAAGAUCAAUUUGAAGUUGACAUGAGAGAUGUUUCUAUGAAUAAAUGGUCAUACAAGGCGCUCUCCUUGAAUCAUAUACGGUGGAAGCUUAUGCUGCUUUCCUACAUCUGGAAUGAGCGUGUCUGUUCCCUUCAUUCAUCUGAUCUAAAACUGGUUGACACUCAAACAAGUGAUGGUAAAUUUUCUUUGGUGCAUUCACUAAAAUCAGCAGAUCCUAAGGGGUGGAUGUGGAGGCCUUUCUCAGAAAUCCAAAGUAUUUCUUUGGAGGAUCUCCAAAGGGGACACAAAAGGAAUACCCAAGAGGGAUUAAACCUUCAUUUUCUAUUGGGUACUGACAAUCAUAUGGUAUCAGAUUAUGAGGAUGAGUUGUCUAGUAUCAUUGCUUGUGCUUUAGCUUUGGCUUAUCAAGAAGACCAGAACAACUCAUUGGAUGUGAAAUCAUAUCAGACUUUACAUCCGUUUUCCUCUCUGAGUUCCCCGAAUUGGUUUUCCUUCAGUUACUUCAUGGAUUCUCUAGGUUCUUUAUUUUGUUAUCCUUCUGAUGAAUCAUUUCAUUCUAUUUCUGAUGGGUUAGAUAUGCCUGAUUCUUCAACUUAUCUUCACCCGGUCAUCUGUAUGGGAAGAUUAGCUAACACACCCAAAUACACAGUAGCUUCUCUGUUUCCCAAAGAGUUUCUUGAUCUUCGUAAGCAUUGUGGGUUAUCCGAGGUAUCUUAUAUUUCUUCACUAAGCCGUUGUAAGCCCUGGGAUGCCAAAGGAGGAAAGAGUGAAUGUUUCUUUGCUAAAACUCUUGAUGAUCGCUUCAUUAUAAAGCAAAUUCACAAGACCGAGUUUUGCACAUUUCAUAAAACUGCUUUUGCCUAUUUUGCGUACAUUAAAAAAGGACACACGACAUGCCUUGCAAAAAUUCUUGGGGUUUAUCAGGUAACAAACAAAAAGAGUGGAACAAAAUAUGAUCUAAUGGUGAUGGAGAACAUUACUUAUUGCCGAAAAUUUACUAGACUGUAUGAUCUGAAAGGAGCUCUGUUUAAACGUUCCAAUCCUGCUACUGAUGUCGUGGGGAACGUAUAUUUGGACCAAAAUUUUGUAGAUGACAUGAAGCUUUCUCCUAUAUACGUUGAAAUUAGAUCAGUACGAAAAUUGCUAGCAGCUAUACUGAACGAUACUUCCUUCCUCCACUGGAUCGGUGUGAUGGAUUAUUCCUUGUUGCUUGGAGUGGACACUGAAAAAAAAGAGCUUCUAUGCGGUAUAAUUGAUUAUCUUAGACCAUAUGAUCCAGAGAGGAUAGUGGAGAACUGGUGGAAGUCCAACUUUAAGGUGCCUAAGAACCAUUUGCCGACUGUAAUCCCUCCAAAAGAGUACAUGAACAGAUUCGUAGACUUCAUCAAAAACUUUCUCGGUGUCCUAAUCUCCGAAAGAGUACAAGAGAUUCAGAAAGUUCAUCCGAUGGCCCAGAUUACUUUGUAG
This is a messenger RNA of Lactuca saligna, 4030 nucleotides long. NCBI's taxonomy places the organism in Eukaryota, Viridiplantae, Streptophyta, Magnoliopsida, Asterales, Asteraceae. The record is from the annotation of a GenBank genome assembly.